Alosa alosa (allis shad) is the source of this 1714-nucleotide messenger RNA. It is a transcript of the gene alad, whose product is annotated as aminolevulinate dehydratase. The transcript is spliced from 12 exons. Gene Ontology annotation, biological process: heme biosynthetic process. NCBI's taxonomy places the organism in Eukaryota, Metazoa, Chordata, Actinopteri, Clupeiformes, Clupeidae. The record is from RefSeq and is a predicted model, not a curated record. Gene Ontology annotation, molecular function: porphobilinogen synthase activity; zinc ion binding. The coding region runs from base 84 to 1079 and encodes 331 amino acids. Gene Ontology annotation, cellular component: cytosol.
CGGUGGCCGAGAAGAAGAAGCAUGUUCUUCAUUCGAAGCACUUGAUAUCAAGGGUAGGAGUGACAGGACCACUUGUGUUAACAAUGAUGCAGUCAGCAGAAUCUCUCCUCCAUAGUGGAUACUUCCACCCUACGCUCAGAUACUGGCAGACGUGUGCCUCGGACCUUAAACCUGACAACCUCAUCUAUCCCAUCUUCGUCACUGACAGUCCUGAUGCAGUAGAGCCCAUCGGCAGUCUUCCUGGACAGGCCAGAUACGGUGUGAACAAACUAGAAGGAAUGCUUCGCCCUCUUGUGGAGAAAGGCUUGAAGUGCGUGCUCAUUUUUGGUGUGCCUGUAAAAGUGGACAAGGAUGAUCGGGGUUCGGGUGCAGACACUGAUGACACCCCAGCAGUUUUAGCUGUGAAGAAACUGAGGGCCACCUUCCCAAACCUGGUGUUAGCCUGUGAUGUGUGCCUCUGCCCUUACACCUCACACGGCCAUUGUGGAAUUCUGCGUGAAGAUGGCACUUUGGACAAUGGUGCCAGCUGUAAUCGCCUGGCCGAAGUGGCGUUGGCCUACGCCCAAGCUGGGUGCCAUAUAAUCGCCCCCUCAGAUAUGAUGGAUGGACGCAUUGCAGCCAUCAAGCAAGCACUUAUAUCCAACGACCUCAGCAACAAAGUUUCAGUACUGAGCUACAGUGCCAAGUUUGCCUCCUGUUACUAUGGCCCCUUCAGGGAUGCAGCCCAGUCCAAGCCAGCAUUUGGAGAUCGGCGGUGCUAUCAGCUGCCCCCUGGUGCCCGAGGCCUGGCACUGCGAGCAUGUGAGCGUGACGUGAGGGAGGGGGCAGAUAUGCUGAUGGUGAAGCCUGGCAUGCCCUAUCUCGACAUGGUCAGGGAGGUGAAGGACAAGCAUCCCAAUCAUCCACUGGCGGUGUAUAAUGUGUCUGGGGAGUUUGCUAUGUUGUGGCAUGGAGCCCAGGCAGGGGCCUUUGACCUCAAAGCUGCUGUGAUGGAGGCCAUGACUGCCUUCCGACGUGCGGGUGCUGAUAUCAUCAUUACCUACUACGCACCUCAGCUCCUCACCUGGUUGACAGAGUAGAAACAGAAAGGACCAAAGCUUGCAUUUAACAGUCAUUAUAUACAUGCUAAAAAGAACGAACAAAGGGGGUUAAAAAUCAACUGACGGUGACACAUAAUCUUCUGUCAGAUAUUGUUUUGGUGUCUUCAAUGUCAUAUUUGCACUCUAUAUUGUUUUGCUUAAUCAUUUUUGUUCUUAUUCUGUCAUAGAAUACUGUUAUACAGUAGACACUGGAACAGUGUGUUGAUCGUCAAAGUUCAUAUAGCACUACAAAAAAAGAGUGUGUAAGAUUCACUGAGAAUAUAUUGCCUGUGAAACAUAGACAUUAAUUUGAAGGACAACCCAUGGCAUAGCCAAAUGUUUCAGAGUAAAUUGUGGGCUGUGGUUUAUAUAUCUGUGGUUUUUAACAUUCUUUUAAUGCUUACUACUUAUGUAAACUCCAUUAUAUGUGUCAGCUUGAUGCCUACAAUGUUGUAAAUCAUUUCCAAGAAGAAGACAUGGCAGGGUAGGAUAUCACAGGAUAAUCUGUUGAUAUUCAAGCACAUAUAUUUUCCAUUCUCAUCGCUAGCACUACACCAAACAGAAAUGUUCUAUAUUUAUGGAUACAGGCAACUAUACUGGAUAAUAUAGAAAUAAAAUUGCAGUGGCAACUGGGA